Messenger RNA from Dibothriocephalus latus, 960 nucleotides. The record is from the annotation of a GenBank genome assembly. Lineage: Eukaryota; Metazoa; Platyhelminthes; Cestoda; Diphyllobothriidea; Diphyllobothriidae.
AUGUCUGAAACGACUACGCUUCAACAUUAUCAACUACUUUUUCUCAAUAAAGUCAUCCUGCCCUUUCAGAUCGUGGAUUAUGAUGACAAACACUACAGUUUGGACGUGUGGCGUGCUAUGCUAUCAAAUAAAAGCUUUACAGAAUACUAUCUAUCUAAACUGGAGUUUUCAGUCGUCAAAUACGACAAGGUAACGAUUUCGAACAAACCCUCGACUGACAGCAAAUUACCCUUCCUUCGCCUCGCUGCUGGUCUGGCGUUUCGCGUUGAUUUAGAAUUCAAUUACCUGGUGACUCGAUUCCCCAACUCGCAGAUGGCCGUAGGACUGGUCCUCUUCUCGAACAAGAGCCUAUCACCAACAGCGGAUUUUCAAAAUUCGCGGCGUUACUUUAGUCGUGCAGACGGUACCUCCCGACGCUAUCAGGUUACCGAUGUCAAAUUAGGUGAUACGCACAAUACCGGAGCGUUUCUUCUUCACGCCGAAGAACAGGGCGAUCGCAAUCUCACCACGUCCACACACUCUGCUGCUGUUUUUCGUCCCAGCCCCGUCUGCUUCUACGACAAGGACAGAUCCAAGAGCGGACCGGUCUUUACUGGUCCCCGAAGGUCUCUCUCGGACCCACGCCGGCGGCGCCUGCGGGGCUCCCUGGCGAAGGCUAUCUUUGGCACCAGAUAUAAGCAACAGUUUCACUUUAAUGGCAAGCGGGAUGAGCGUCGGCGGGUAAAGAAGUCGAAACCUCUUCCCAUUGGGAUGCGUCUGCAGUACUUUGCUUUUGGGUCACCCAAUGAUGCCUCCCUGAAGUCCUCAAAGUUCCUCCUUUGGUCGUCUAUACUCUCAGUGGUUCCCCUGGACCAACCCACUGGUCGGGAGGCUUCGGAUGUUUCAAGGGAGUCCUUAAUGGCCUGGUACCUCAUGGCUUUGAACUGGGACUCCGCGGUUUCAAGUCAAUUGGGAUCAUGA